Papaver somniferum (opium poppy) is the source of this 2555-nucleotide messenger RNA. Its product is annotated as phytochrome E-like. Gene Ontology annotation, biological process: regulation of DNA-templated transcription; detection of visible light. Bases 21 to 2555 code for a protein of 844 amino acids. The transcript is spliced from 2 exons. The record is from RefSeq and is a predicted model, not a curated record. Lineage: Eukaryota; Viridiplantae; Streptophyta; Magnoliopsida; Ranunculales; Papaveraceae. Gene Ontology annotation, molecular function: protein binding.
UUAUUCAGUCUUUUGGUUGUAUGAUUACAGUUGAAGAACCUUCAUUUAGAAUCAUUGCUUACAGUGAAAACACCAUCCAACUUUUAGAUAUUGAAAACGAUCAUAUUAUCGAUGAUGAUAAUCAGCUUCUUCUCGACUUAGAUGCUCGAAACUUUUUCACACAGUCCUCUAGAGACUCUCUCACAAAAGCUAUAGUUUCUAUAGAAAUUUCUUUGUGUAACCCUGUAUUAGUUCAUUCAGUGAACACCCAGUUACCAUUCUAUGCCAUACUACAUAGAAACGAUGUUGGAACUGUUAUUGAUUUCGAGCCGGUUCUACCCAGCAACCCUGCGUUUUCUGUUUCUGGUGUCGUGCAAUCACAGAGAUUUGCUGUUCAAGCAAUUUCCAGGCUGCAGUCAGUUUCUGGUGGAGAUAUUGGUGUGGUUUGUGAUACCUUAGUUGAAGAUGUUCGUGAGCUCACCGGAUAUGAUAGAGUGAUGGUUUACAAGUUCCAUGAAGAUGAACAUGGUGAGGUUAUUUCGGAGGUAAGGAGGUCGGAUUUGGAGCCUUAUUUAGGAUUGCAUUAUCCUGCAACGGAUGUCCCACAAGCUGCUCGAUUUUUGUUCCAACAAAGCCGAAUUAGGAUGAUUUAUGAUUGUCAUUCAGAUCCUGUUCCAGUUAUACAAAUCAAAGAAUUAAAGCAACCAUUGUUGUUAGUGAACUCAACUCUUCGAUCACCCCAUGCUUGUCAUACACAAUAUAUGGCCAACAUGGGUUCAAUUGCUUCCCUUGUUAUUGCGAUUCUUAUUAACGAGAAUGGGUCGUUGAAGCUUUGGGGUUUAGUUGCUUGUCACCAUUCUUCACCCCGUUAUGUUCCUUUUCCUCUGCGAUACGCUUGUGAAUUCCUCAUUCAAGCAUUUGGUGUACAUUUGAGUAGAGAGCUUAAAUUGGUGUCACAACUAGAGGAGAAAAAAACUCUCAAAAUGCAAACCUUGUUGUGUGAUAUGCUUCUUAGGGAUGUCCCAUUUGGGAUUGUGACUCGGUCUCCUAAUAUCAUGGACCUGGUAAAGUGUGAUGGCGCUGCAUUGUAUUAUGAAGGAAAAUGUCAGUUGUUGGGUGUUACUCCAAAUGAAAUACAGAUAAAAGAUAUUGCAGAUUGGUUGCUUACAUACGAUUGUGAAUCAACAGGGUUUACUACCGAUAGUUUAGUCAAUGCUGGGUUCCCUGGUGCAGAGUUGCUCCUUGACGUGGUAUGUGGCAUGGCCACCGUAAGAAUUACAUCAAAGGAUUUCUUGUUCUGGUUUCGAUCUCGCAUUGAAAAAGAAGCUAAAUGGGGAGGAUCUAAGAAUCAGCUUAGGGAUAAAGAUAAUGAUGGAAAGAUGCACCCUAGGUCAUCAUUCAAGGCUUUCCUUGAGGAAGUAAAAUAUAGAAGUUUGCCAUGGGAACUUCUGGAAAUGAAUGCGAUUCACUCUUUACAACUGAUCAUGCGAGAUCAAAGUGGUACUAGUAUGGCAAUUGGGCGGCAACUGAUGACUGAAGGGGUAGAUGAACUUAGAUCGGUGGCAUCCAAAAUGGUCAACCUGAUCGAGACAGCAAUUGUCCCAGUUAUUGCUGUAGGUUCUGAUGGCAACGUCAAUGGAUGGAACACCAAAGUUGCUGAAUUGACAGGGUUACCAGAUACUAGCGCUUUGGGUAAAUCCCUUGUUAAUGAGCUUGUCCACGAAGAAUCCCGUAAAGCUGUUGAUAAUCAUCUCUUUCGAGCUCUGCAAGGCAAGGAAAGUAAAAAUGUCCAGAUAAAACUGAGAACUUUCGGGCUACUGCAGCAAAAUGAGGCUGUAUGUAUAGUUGCAAAUGCAUGCACCACUAAGAGCUGCUCAGGCUGUGUUUCUAGUGUAUCCUUUAUUGGCCAAGAUGUCACGAAAGAGAUAGCUCUCACUGAUAAAUUUAUUCGCUUGCAAGGAGAUUACAAAGCUAUUAUACAAAGUCUUGAUCCGUUGAUUCCACCGAUAUUCGCUUCAGAUGAGAAUGCAUGUUGCUGUGAGUGGAACACAGCAAUGGAAAAGCUGACAGGUUGGCCAAAGGGAGAAUUUAUUGGUAAAAUACUUCCCGGUGAAAUAUUUGGGAAGUUGUGCCGGAUGAAAGAUCAAGGUGCUAUCACCGAGUUUAUGAUCAUCUUGUAUCAGGCAAUUUGCAGCCACGUUACUUUGAAGUUUCCAUUUGCUUUUUUUGAUAGGAAAGGGGAACACUACAAGUUCGUAUUAACAGCAAAUAAGAGGGUUGACAUGAAUAGGAAGAUCAUUGGAUGUUUCUGCUUCCUGCAAAUGACAGUGCCUGACCUAAUACAAGAUGCGCAAAACCAGCAAGAGAGAAAGUGUCUUGCAAGACUUAAGGAGUUGGCUUAUAUUCAAGAAGAGACAAAAGCGCCUUUGGGAGGAAUUUGUUUUGCCCACAAACUCCUAGGAUCUAGUUCUAUAUCAGAUCAAAUGAAGCGGCUUUUAAAGACCAGUGAUGCAUGUGAGAGGCAGAUGACAAAGAUCAUUGAGGAAUGCAGUUUACAAAGUAUCCAGAAGGGGUAA